GAAAUCCGUUAUUCUGGUGUCAGUUCUCUCUCGCACAUACAGCGUUAUUCUGCAUUCUCGUGAAAUGAGGAGGCGUUGCAAAUUAAAUCGCGUCACUACACAAUGCGCCAUCCCAUUGGUCAAGUGAAAACUAUUUGGAAGUUUCGAUUGGUUGAGAAUUCAAGGUCAAAGACCAAAUCAUGUCGGUGGUGAACGUGACAUAACUAAGGACGAAUGGAAACUACUCGAAUGGCUGUUUUCUGGAAUUAACGUAGUUUACUUACGUAAUAAUUUUAUUCAGUGACAAUUCUUGUACGUCGCAGCUAUGAGUACAAGUUCAUAUUUAGAUUAAUUCAGUAAACCGUAACUUGUGUUUUUUUGCGAGCAGAGAAACUGACAUGACAGUCACACAGCACAUCAUUUGAUACUGAAACGUGUUUUUGUUCGUACCUAGAACCUACACGUUAAGAGCGGUUUGAAUUGAAAUCGCGAAGUGAAUACUUGCACUGGCUGUAGUAGGGAACAAUGCUGUGCACGUGGCGACCCGCGGCGCGCGCUCUCCCUCUGCGGUCUCGUGUCUCCCGCGGUGGACCAUCGGAGCGGUCAGCCGUGCUCCAGCCCACCAAAAACGUCCAUUUCCGAAAACUGACCACAAUGGCCGCCUGGGUGAUCGAUAAAUACGGUAGUAACGAAGUGCUGGAGUUCAGGGAGGAUAAUCGACGCCCCAGCGUGUGCACUUCCGCUGAGGUGCUGCUCAAGGUGCACGCGGCCGCUCUCAACCCUGUAGACGUGGCCAUGAGAGGAGGGUAUGGAUCCACCCUGCUAGGUGUGAGGCGAGAUGCCCUGAGCUUGGGGUGGAUGGGCGGUGAGUUCCCCCUGGUCCUCGGGCGGGACGCCUCCGGUGUGGUGGUGGAAUGUGGGUCAGGUGUGACCCACUUCCAGCCAGGAGAUGAGGUGUGGGCGGCCAUUCCUCCGUGGAAACAAGGUAGUCUGGCAGAGUUUGUAGUCCUGAGUGAGAGUGAGGUUUCCCACAAGCCCAAAUCUCUGAGUCACACACAAGCGGCAUCGAUUCCCUACGUGGCGUCAACCGUCUGGUCGGCCCUCGUAGUGACUGCCGGCCUCAACAAGGACAGUUGCUCAGGGAAACGUGUUCUGAUAGUUGGAGCAUCUGGGGGAAUUGGAAUAUUGGCCAUCCAGCUCAUGAAGGUCUGGGGUGCCCAUGUGACUGCCACAUGCUCUCGGAGUGCUGAAGGGCUGGUGAGAAGUUUGGGUGCUGACCAUGUAGUGGACUAUACAUCAGGGGACACAAAGGCACAGCUGGAGACUUUGGAGAAGUUUGACGUGGUCCUUGAUAAUGUUGGUGGAGACACGGAGGACUGGGCAGUGACCCUCCUGAGACCCUGGGCGGGGGCUAAGUACAUCACCCUGGUGACGCCUUUCCUGCUGAACCUAGACAAGCUGGGCUUGGCUGAAGGCACAGUGCAAACUGGACUCACUGCCGGCAGCAAGGCGCUAAAGAAUCUCUGCGAUAAGGGUGUUCAUUACCGCUGGGCUUUUUUUGCCCCAAAUGGAGCUGCCCUGGACCAAAUCGCAGACAUGGUGGAUGAAGAGCAGGUGCGACCAGUCGUCGAAGCAGAGUUUUCUUUCUCUAAGGUAGCCCAAGCUUUCCAGAAGGUGGAGCAGGGUCAUGCCCGAGGAAAGACUGUGAUCAACAUUGUGGCUGAAGACCACCCCCAGUAGCUCAGUCGUCGUCUCCAAAGGACACGAGGCCAAACUUCCGCAGAUCAACAGCAAACUGGACAUUUUAGGAACAUCUCAGUCACACGUGAAUCCCUGGACUUUUAGUGAAGCAAGCAUGUAUUACAGAAGUGUUGAAGAUGCGUUUAGCAGAAACCCAAAGAUUGUAUGUACUGUAUGUGCAUACAUAAAUACAGUUCUCUGCUCAUGGGUGAAAGGUUUGUUGCAGUGACAAGUGUUUUUUGUUCUUUAAGGUUCUCAGCAUGUAGACAUCAAGUACAAUAAACAGAUGAAUUAAGUCUGUGUUAAUGUUAUAGCAAC
Messenger RNA from Scleropages formosus (Asian bonytongue), 2037 nucleotides. Its product is annotated as reticulon-4-interacting protein 1 homolog, mitochondrial-like. Gene Ontology annotation, molecular function: oxidoreductase activity; zinc ion binding. The transcript has 9 exons. NCBI's taxonomy places the organism in Eukaryota, Metazoa, Chordata, Actinopteri, Osteoglossiformes, Osteoglossidae. Gene Ontology annotation, cellular component: mitochondrion. The coding region runs from base 505 to 1719 and encodes 404 amino acids. The record is from RefSeq and is a predicted model, not a curated record.